Molecule: messenger RNA, 9318 nt
Organism: Pristis pectinata (smalltooth sawfish)
Lineage: Eukaryota; Metazoa; Chordata; Chondrichthyes; Rhinopristiformes; Pristidae
Gene: tns1b
Product: tensin 1b
Exons: 33
Coding region: 118-5208 (1696 amino acids)
Biological process (GO): fibroblast migration
Molecular function (GO): protein binding
Source: RefSeq, a predicted model, not a curated record
AGAGAGUGAGUGCUGAGCCUCAGCCAGGACACUGGGAGCCCUUCUUCUCUGCCAGCUUGGAAUGCUAUCUGUGCUGGCCCUCUGCCCUGCUGUUGGACUCUCUAACUGGACACCACCAUGCCUUCCUUCACGGUGGGUCUCCCGAGGGCCCAGGGCAGUGGUAGGAUGCGAUGGAUCUGUAUGUCCUGUAUGAUGUGGCCCGACGAUCAUGAAUCUUCAAGCUGCCACACCUUCCUCCCGAAGACGUACAACAAGCUGAAGGCGUGCGUGGCAUGUGAGCAGAUGAUCACCACGGACGGGAGUGUUUGUCGCGUUUGCAAACUGACAUGUCACAAGAAAUGUGAAAGAAAGGUCACGACCUUGUGUGUGCCUCCGGUGAACUAUGAACUGCCAUCCAGUGCCACGACCCCACUCAACCAUGUAGGCAGCACAGGCUCCACCAGGUCUACCAGGAGCCUUCCAUCACGUUACAGACACUCCAGAAGUGUGAGCCCGACUCAGACCAUGGAGGAGAGGUCAGACCUUAACCUGACGUACAUCACCGAGCGAAUUAUCUCCGUCACCUUUGCCAGUGGCGUGGAGGAGCAGAGUUACCAUGCGCACCUGAAGGAGGUGGCACAGAUGCUAACGUCCAAACAUGGCGAGAAUUAUCUCCUCUUCAACCUGUCAGAGAAACGGCACGACAUCGGUAAACUCAACCCCAAGGUGGAAGACUUUGGAUGGCCUGACCUUCACGCACCCCCACUGGACAAGAUCUGCAGCGUCUGCAAGGCCAUGGACACCUGGCUCAACUCUGACCCCCAGCACGUUGUCGUCAUCCACAACAAGGGGAACUGUGGUCGGACAGGAGUGGUUAUCGCCGCCUACAUGCAUUACAGCAACAUAUCCGCAAGUGCUGACCAGGCAUUGGACAGAUUCGCCAUGAAGAAGUUCUACGAGGACAAAAUAUCAUCGGUGAUCCAACCCUCGCAGAGGAGGUACGUCCACUAUUUCAGUGGACUUCUCUCCGGAACCAUCAAGAUGAACAGCAAACCUCUGUUUCUGCAUCAUGUCAUCGUGCAUGGCAUCCCCAACUUCGAGUCCAAGAGUGGUGUGGCCCACGCACCUUCUGGAACUGAGGGUCAUCGAGGCUUCUCCUUUCCUGCAGGAUGUCGACCAUUCCUGAAGAUUUACCAGAGCAUGCAGCCUGUCUACACCUCAGGAAUCUACGAUAUUCCGGGAGAUGGUCAGACCAGCAUCUGUAUCACAAUCGAGCCAGGACUCAUGCUGAAGGGAGACAUUUUGCUGAAGUGUUAUCAUAAGAGGUACCAGAGUCCAGCACGGGAGAUUGUGUUCCGUGUGCAGUUCCACACAUGUGCAAUCCAUGACCUUGGUGUUGUGUUUGGAAAAGAGGACCUCGAUGAUGCCUUUAAAGAUGACAGAUUCCCCGAGUACUUCAAGGUCGAGUUCAUUUUCUCCUUUGGUCCGGAAAAGAUACAAGGGAUGGAACACCUGGAGAACGGGCCAAGCGCGUCGGUCGAUUACGACACUGCCGAUCCACUCGUCCGCUGGGACUCGUACGAGAACUUCAAUACUGAGGUGGAGCAGAGUGGAGAGGGUGAGGGAGCGCCCAUGGAGAGAGAAGCAGACUUCACGUUGCAGAAUGGAGACCCUUUGGCAGAACUGGGGAAGAAAGCUAAAAAAGAUGUGGCGCACACCCAGGGGCCGCUGGACGGGAGCCUGUACGCCCGCGUGAAGAAGAAGGCCUGGGCAGAGGGCACGGUGGGCCCGCUAAGCGCCGGUGCUGGGCCCCCGGCCAGCCUGCCUGACCACCUGGAGCACACGCUGUCCGUCAGCAGCGACUCAGGCAACUCGACGGCCUCCACCCGCACCGAGGAGCAGCCACCAGCCACCAGCGCCGGUAUCACGCCCGAGGAGCGGCGGGAGCUCGACCGGCUACUCAGCGGCUUCGGCCUGGACGGCGCGGUGCCAAUGCAGGCCCGGGCCUCAGGCCAAGGCCUGGGCCGGGCCCCGGGCUCCCGCCACGUGCUGGUGCCGGCCCAGGUGCACGUCAACGGGGACGGGCCAGCCAGUGGCGCUGAGCGGGAGACCGACAUCCUGGACGAUGAGCUGCCGGGCCUGGGCACCCGUUCGUCGUCGGAUGGGGCGCUGCUGGCCGCCGCCUGCCCUGGGCCUGCGCCAGGCCCCGCCGCCCGCCCUCUUCCCGUGCUGUCGGCCCCGCAGCACGCCGCCUACACUGGGCCCGAGUGGGCACCGCGGCCGCAGAUGGCCGUGCUGCAGCCGGGCAGCGCGGCCUCCGUGCCCCGCUCGCUGUCGUGCGGCUCCCGGCCACCGCUUCUGCCCCAGGCGCCGGCCCGUAGCACUAGCAGCCGCCAAGCCGUGCAGCGAGGCCUGAGCGCCUGGCAGCAGCAGGCUGCCGCCCAGGGCCCACCCAGCCCCCGCCACAGCCUGUCCGAGCCCAGCCUGGCCGCGCCACUGGCGCCCGGGCCCGCUUCCCGGCAGGAGAUCGAAGAAUCCAUCGAGGCCCUCAACACGCUGAUGCUGGGCCUGGGGGCUCCACCCUCACACCUCGGCCCCAGCCUUAGCCCGGGCCCUGGGGCACUGCCCUCACACCUCGGCCCCAGCCUGGGCCCCGGGGCGCCGUCCUCACGCCUUGGCCCCGGCCUCAGCCUGGGCCCCGGGACGCCGCCCUCACACCUCGGCCUCGGCCCGGGUCCCGCCGCUGCCACCCGGAGGGACGCAGACACCAGCCUGGGCCCCGGGGUGCCACCGCAGCCUCUCGCCCCGGAGAAGGCAGUCACCCCGGACACAAUGGACGGCCCGCAGGACGGGGAGGACUACAGCCUGGAGGGGCUGGUGGCCCAACGUGUGGCAGGAGUGAGAUCGCGGGCCAUGAGCCCAGUGGAGACAGGCCCGAGUUCGAGGAGACGGACCACCAGCGAGGGCCAAUAUGAGAACGGCAGCGACACCUCCUGCAGUCCCCCCGUGCGCUCGCCUGUCCGCUGUGUCUCGCCGGAGCUGGCCAGCUCCAUCGCUGCCAAUCCCGGGGGAUGGCCCAAGGAGUCCAACAUGCACAGCUACAAGGAAGCAUUUGAGGAGCUGGAAGGAGCAGCACUGAGUCCGAGCAGCAGUGUGGCUCGUUCUCCGCCAGGCCUGGCCAAAACCCCGCUCUCGGCCCUGGGUCUGAAGCCUCACAAUCCCGCCGACAUCAUGCUGCAGACCGCGGCUCUGGGACAAGAGCCCAGGAGUUACGUGGAGUCCGUUGUUCGGACAGCGACGGUGGGUGUGAACCACCAGCAGGCUCGUCCAGUGCCUCAGAGCUACCCCGUGGAGACUCCAGCCAGAAACACAUCCAUCCUGUCAUCAUUCACAUCCCCCACCUCAAUCUCAACCAGCAGCCCCCUGCCCGGCAUGGAGAGCCCAUUCGUCAGCAGCUGCUUGUCGACAGACAUCAAGGGGCAGAGGACCUCGCCACCUCAGUCCUCUCUGGAUUCCAGUCUGAGGUCGACGAGCCUCUCUCACCCUUCCUUCACCGAGGGAAGCUAUCUCACCACUCCACCCAACCACUCGGCGACAGGCACCGCCAGCAGCUCGGGCACGGACACCGGGAGGGUCGAUUCCACGCUGAGCCCCAGCAUGCUGUAUCAGGACCGACCUGCCGGCUCACAACUCAACAUGACGGUCAGCGUGGGACAUCCUGAGAGCCCCCAGGCCCUCCACAGAACAGUGGCCACCAACACCUUGCCCAGCCCCUCCCUGAGCAGGAGAAUGGUGGGUGCAGUGGUGCCUCCUGGCAGCCCGGGUGUGAGCAGACACCCCUCCAGUGCCCACGGAACCCUGGUUGGAUCAUCGGGAAGCCCCAUCCUGCCCAGAUACCAUGGCAUCAUCAGCACUAGCGCACCUGCCACCCCCAGCAGCCCAGUGUCGGAGCCUCACCCUCUCUAUGGCUUCCCCACCCCUGUGGCCCAGUCAGAGGAGCGGUAUCCUGGCCUGAGCCGCCAGGGCAGUUCCAUGGGCUACUCCGUCCCUGGGACACCGGGCUUCCCCAUCUCGCCGGCGUACUACAACUCGGGGACCAGCGGCAUCUUCAGCCCCACGUCCAACGGCUCCCCGCCCCUCGGCCGCUCCCCCAAGGGCAGCCCCCAGCCCCUGCUGCCCGAGAAACGCAGGAUGUCCAGCGGCGACCGCUCCAACACCUCCACCAACUACGCCACCGUCAACGGCAAGACCAUCUCGCCCGUCUCCAGCGGCAUGUCCAGUCCGAGUGGGAGCAGCACACCGAGCGUGGGGUUCACGCACACCCUGCCCGACCUCUCCAAAAUCACACUGCCCGCAGAUGGCAGCCCAGAGACCCGAGCCAACGUUAAAUUCGUCCAGGACACCUCAAAGUACUGGUACAAGCCAGACAUCUCCAGAGAGCAAGCGAUUGGCCUAUUGAGGGACCGGGAUCCUGGAGCGUUCAUUAUCCGGGACAGCCACUCCUUCAGGGGAGCCUAUGGAUUGGCGCUGAAGGUCUCCACUCCUCCUCCAACCAUCACUCAACAAAGUAAGAAAGGUGAUCUAACCAACGAGCUGGUCCGACAUUUCCUGAUUGAAACCAAUGCCAAGGGAGUGAAGUUGAAAGGCUGCCCCAACGAACCAUACUUUGGGAGCCUGUCAGCCCUGGUUUACCAGCACUCCAUCACUCCACUGGCUCUGCCCUGCAAGCUCGUUGUUCCCAGUCAAGAUCCAGUGGAUAAAACCCCUGAACCAGCGGCACUGACAAACUCAGCCACAGAGCUGUUGAAGCAGGGUGCAGCGUGCAAUGUUCUGUUUGUAAAUUCGGUGGACAUGGAGUCUCUGACAGGGCCACAAGCGAUUGCAAAGGCCAUCUCGGGGACCCUGAGCACCCAGCCACAGCCCACUGCCACCGUCGUUCAUUUCAAAGUGUCCUCGCAGGGGAUAACCCUGACCGAUAAUCAGAGAAAGUUGUUCUUCCGACGUCAUUAUCCCAUCAGCAGUGUUACAUUCUGUGAUGUCGAUCCACAGGAGAGAAGGUGGACAAAGACUGAUGGAAGCUCCUCGAAGCUCUUUGGAUUUGUAGCCCGAAAGCAGGGCAGCACCACGGACAACGUCUGCCACCUGUUCGCUGAGAUGGAUUCCAACCAGCCGGCCAGCGCCAUCGUGAAUUUUGUCUCCAAGGUCAUGAUCGGCUCGCAGAAGAGAUGAACGCCCGUCACUCUCCCUGAAAAACAAAGACAGCAAAAUAACUUUAGGGGCGAGGGGAGAGGAGAAGGACUUGGAGAUGGGUUGGAGAGGGAGACAGCGGAAGUGAUGGGUGGCGAUGGGGACUGGGACGCUGGGGGAGGGGAAGAGGGCGGAUCUUGUAAAAUGCGCAGUCUGAAGAGGUAAUGGCAGUGCUUCUGGUUGAAGGACAACUGACUAAUGAGCAAUGUUUCUGCUGGAGCUGUAGGAGUAACCAUGUGGCAUGAUGCAGGAGGCCAUGAGCUGUUUAAUCGUGACUCUUUAACUGGCUUUAAUCAAUCGCUCGCACACUGCAUGACUUUUCCACGUUUGCAUGGUUUACCAAUUUCCCCUUUCGAACAAGAAACUCUCCCAGCACCCCCACACAAUCCCCACUGCCGGCCCCCAAACCACUGACCUCCUGAGUGGCUCAGAGGGACUGGUCCCACCCUGAGCUCCCCAGGGCACAGGGUAGCAGCAGGUGGGAAGCUCUGCUCACCGCGCUGAUGUGUAUGCACUGCGAGAGGCCACCGGUCCUCCAGUUUCAGUGACCCUCGAUUCUGUCCAGGAGUCACAACUGUGUGGGAGACGAGGGCGAGAGGCUGAUGCCUCUCGGGGAGAGGGUGGGAAGUGACCGGCAGUCUGCACCUUAUCCAGGUUCCCUGGGCUCCCAGCACUUACGACUGUUCUCUCACCCGCUGUGUCCCGAGACGCCCCUGCCCCUCCCACACGUCUCUCUCCCUCCAGCUGUUUACCACUGGAGCCACCCACAUCCUUCACCAUGACCCAUCUGCACAUCAGGCCCCUCGGGGUGCCACAGCAUCGGUGCCCUGACACACUCAGCACCAGCGCAGUGCUGUUGGGACCCUGGGGCCUAAACUAUCCACCCAGCUGACAUGGGUUCAAAUCCCAUCAUGGCCACUCGAGGAACUGAAUCCAGUUUAAAUAAAUUUGGAUGUAGAGAUCUAGUUUGGGUAACAUUGGGAAAUUGUUGUAAAGACCCAGAUACCCUUUAUGGGAGAAGAUGUCUGCUUGUAGUCUGUCUGGAUUUACGUGCGUGGCUCCAUCCCCACAGUAACAGUCCAACUGUACGCUGCCCUGUGAGGCUCCCCCCUGCUGGAUGAGGUAACCCACUGAGAUCAAACCCACUACCACCUUCCCAGGGUGUACCCCAUCUGAUAAUGUGGCCACCCCCUCCCAUACCCCUCUCAGCCGCCCUCUGCACAGAGCACCUUGAGUUGUCGAACAGCUGAGUAAAAUGUCACAGAGUUAUACAGGUCUUUCAGCCCAUCUCGCCAGUGCUGACCGAGCUGUCUGUCCGAGCCAGUGCCAAAGCCUCGAGAGUGCCCCCCCACCACCAGCAGUCAGCCCCACUGAAACCCUGACUGCAGGAAACAAACCCUGCAGAUGCUGCAAGUCUGAAAUAAACCAGAGAGUGCUGGGAAAUCUCAGCAGGUCAGGCAGCAUCUGUGGAGAGAAGAACAGAGCUAACACUUCAGGUCUGAAGCACAGACCCAAAAUGUCGACUGUUCUUCUCUCUGCGCAGACGCUGCCUGACCGGCUGUGUGUUUCUGACCUGUUGCUGUAUUUAUUGGAUCAAAACAACUGUAGGUUCAGUGGAUGGUGGUUCACCCUCUGAGUCACAGCUCACAGAAUCAAAGACCUUCACCACACUAAGGAAGGCCCUUUGCUCUUUCAAUCCAUGCUAUCUCAGGAGGUGCUGCCUUCCUGAUCCCCAACCCUGCUCUGGCCUGUAGAUCUCUCAGUGCUCACCAGGUGAGGGCGGUACCUGUGUCUGACCCCUCCAGAACUGAUUGGCCAAAAUAACUCCUCUUGAACCCACCCCUGUAACCCCACCCGUGCACAAAAUCAGGUUCUGACCGCUCUGGUCCCAACCCCCUUCACCCUGUCUGACCCUCCACAUGGUUUUAUUGUGUGGGUGUGGGUGUGAUCUCCUCAGUGCUGAGGGGGUGACCUUUGCUGUGAGUCGAUCUGUCCUCUCAAGGGGAAUGUGAAGGGUGGCGAUCCUCCCCAAUGUCAUGGUUGGUGCUACUGAUCAUGCAGCCUCACGUGGACAGAUGACCCAGCUGUGUGUGGGAGCUUGCAGUGUACGGAUCUAUACCUGGGCAACUUUAUAUGGGAUCUGUGUAAAAACACUGACCUGUCACACACACACUCCUGGAACAGGGAUAGUACGUGUUGGACACAGUGAAGCUCCCUCUACACCGUCCCAUCACACACUCCCGGGGUCAGACACAGAGUGAAGCUCCCUCUACACCGACCCAUCACACACUCCCGGGGUCAGACACAGAGUGAAGCUCCCUCUACACCGUCCCAUCACACACUCCCAUGGUCAGACACAGAGUGAAGCUCCCUCUACACCGUCCCAUCACACACUCCCGGGGUCAGACACAGAGUGAAGCUCCCUCUACACCGUCCCAUCACACACUCCCGGGGUCAGACGCACAGUGAAGCUCCUACACCGACCCAUCACACACUCCCGGUGCACAGUUAGAUACAAAUUUCCCUCUCCAUGAUCUCAGAACACAGCUUUAUUUGUGCAGCUGUGUCAGCUUCCCAGCACUUACACAAUUACAGCAGUGAGAUUAUUUCCUGAGAAUACUGAUUUCCCCAAAUCAGCCUCGUUAAUUGGAGGCAGUGGAACUUCCCCAGGGUAGGAAAUGUGGUUCUGGAUCUGCAGCUACUGCUGCCCUCUGGUGUCAGACACACGACCACAGACACCACUGCAACAUUACCCACACAGUGAACAUUUCACUCUGCAGCUCCCUCCAACAAAACACCCGGUCUGAUACCUCCCGAUUCAGUGCAGAUUUCACUGCCAAAUAUCAAUGAAUUAUUGUUAACACACGGUAUAACUCCACCGUCGGACUGACCCAACACCUAAUGGACUUUUCUCUGAAGCUCAGUUUGCCACACUGCAGAACCCCAUCAGCCUGACAGCCACUAACACAAGCAUCAAACUUUACGUAUAUAAGGUGCGCAGAAAUAUGUAUAAAAAUUUGCUUUACGUAUAUUAAAACUUGGAAUGGAUUGUAAAGGUGAUUUCUUUCAGAAAUAUCAAGUUGUAUCACAGAAGUGUGCAGUGGUACAGGAUGCAGUCUCUGCUGUGGAUUGGUGUGAGGCAGAGCUGGCAGAGGGAGGCAGCCCUGCACUGGUUGAUGAGAAUACAGAGGCAGGAGGAGGACGGGAGCCUCACUCGGGGUUUGAACUGGCACUGGCUACAGUGGGCUACAGUUGGGGGCAAGUGGUCAGUUUCUGUGAGCCUGUUCACUACCUUAGAAAUCUGUCUGGGUAUAAGUAUACCUGGGUUGGUAACAUGGAGUCAGUCCCCCAGUGAAGGUCAGUGUGUGUGGAACCUGUCCCCCACUGAGGGUCAGUGUAUGUGUGUGUGUGGGACCCGUCCUCCAGUGAGGGUCACUAUGUGUGGGACCAUCCCCCAGUGAGGGUCAGUGUGUGUGGGACCGUCCCCCAGUGAGGGUCAGUGUGUGUGGGACCCACCCCCCAUUGAGGGUCAGUAUGUGUGGGACCAUCCCCCAGUGAGGGUCAGUGUGUGUGGGACUGUCCCACAGUGAGGGUCAGUGUGUGUGGGACCGUCCUCCAGUGAGGGUCAGUGUGUGUGGGACCGUCCCACAGUGAGGGUGUCCUCAAGCUGAGUUGACAACUGUACAUCUGUUAACCACUGUUUUACACUGGUCUGAUCAGCAGUGAAUCCAGCUCCAUUGGCCUGGCUUGGUGUGCAUACCAGAAAUAUAUCAUUUUAAAUAUAUCACAAGUUUCUGCUUAUCGAUUCUGAUCAACAAUAAGAGAAAUUUUAUGAAAUAUUUAUUGUAUUCCUGGUUUCCUUCCCUGGUGUUUAUUGGACUCCUGUAUAAAAGGUUGUGUAUAUCAAAAAUACUGCUAAACAGAAUUAUUUUCAAUGUAAAGGAGAAAUUGGUUAGAAUAAAGAGCAAAUUGGAAGAUAGAGAGAGAGAGCUGGAAACUGCUCCACAUAUAUUGUAUGUAAUGUUUGUAUGUUAUUGUUGGGGAAUGUUACCACUCAUCUUAUGCACAUAUUAAUAUAUAUUUACUGGCUGG